AUGAAGGCCACGCAAGCUUGGGCCGCGUUGAUGCCGUCCAAAAAGAUUAAUUACGAAUUUGAAGAAUCAGAGGUUCCAGGUAUGUAUUUUAGGUUUGUUUGUAUUUAUGUGGCGUUUUGGGCGAUGACGAAUACUUUUCACGACGAGUCGGUAUGACAUUCAUCGUUUGGGAUGAUUGUCAUGGGCAGUGAUCCCGUCUAAUCUUCUCUCUGAGCGUGAAUGCCACAUAAAAUAAACUUUUAUUUGAGUAAUAUCCUUCCGUUCUUAAUUUCGGGUCGCGUUAUUUUAGAGACUCCGCAAGAGAAAUCUGCCGAAAAGAAGUUAAUCAAAAAAGAGAUCCUUGAACAAGCACAAUCACCACCAAAACCCGAGCAGAAUGUUGCUUCUACAGUUACAGUACCUCACAAUGGUGGUUAUGGACGGUCGGUGCUGACAAAGCAACGAUUGGAGGACAUUGAGGUAUUUUUAAUAGUCGCUAAAGCUCCUUUUUAGAAGGAAAUGAAUGCGACUUAUAUGAGCGAGAAAGAUAGCACUGAAGAAUACGAAUAUGAACGACAUUCCACCAAGUCGUUUUCGUACAGAGAUGACGAGGAAGACGAAGAUUACAGCUUCCCAACAACAGCUCCAAUCAAACGAAUAAGUCCAGCUACCUCUCGCGGGGAUGUGCCAAAGAAAAGGGGAAGGCCGUUAGGGUCGAAGUCGUCAACUUACACCAGGAGAAAACCAUUGCCAGAAAAGCCAACGCAAUACGUCACUACUGAAUAUACAAGGCCGACCGGGAAUAUUGUGUAUCCACGAUCUAUAAGACCUCUUGAGAACCGACCCAUCAGGAUUAUCAUGAGGUAGGUAUCGGCAAUGCCGCAAUUUUUACGUUGAUUCAGGCCAGGACUUGGGACAAAUCGAGCGUCGUAUCUCUCGAAUCAGGUACAACAGCCUCGGGCAGUUCCUCACCCUAUCAUGCAAAGUAGUACUGCUACGACUAACAUGUCAUCAAUGGCCGUCUCAGCUCAGAAGGAAGUGGAAGAAAUCACCAAAAAGUAUGGAGAUCGUGUCAUCGAAGGGGAUUCGGUUCGCAAAUUCAAUGAUCUCAAUUCGAACCUCCUCGAACAGAUGAGACUUAUCAGCGAGGAUAGGAAUCGUCUUUAUGCCAAUUUUCAGGAGACCGUGGAACAGAUAAAUCUUUCUCAUACAACUGCUUUGGAUUUGAAAGACAGCAGGUAUCAUUUGACAUCUUUUUACAAGGUUUUUUGUGGACAUAGCCUUCUUUAUUUAUUUUAUUUUAUUUUAUUUAGGAUUCGCCAAUUGGAGAAUCUCGUGAACGAGCUACAAGCGAAGAAUUAUGAAUUGACAGCGCAGCUGAACGAGGCCUACAGCGUAUACAAAACGGCAGAACCCGGUCCGGCCAGACGCUUAAAGCCGAUAUCCGGUCCUGGCCAGAAAGUUGUCCGAAUGGAUCAGGAGCCCAUGGACAGCCCUGAGGCAGCAGCCGAAAGAGAAGCCCUCGAGGAAUUUGUAAGUCCAAUGAACUUGGUCUGGGAAAUAAGGGGAGUAUGAAAAGGUGUAUGUACAUGUGUACGUAUACGGGUUACACACCGGCCUUGGAAACGGGACCUUGGCAACGGCGGUAUUGUUCUGAUUUAAUCAAAUGCCUGACUUCUCUCUUUCCAGAACGAAAGCCAUGAGAACAGCAAUGAUAUGGCGUGA
This is a messenger RNA of Bursaphelenchus xylophilus (pine wood nematode), 1704 nucleotides long. The record is from the annotation of a GenBank genome assembly. NCBI's taxonomy places the organism in Eukaryota, Metazoa, Nematoda, Chromadorea, Rhabditida, Aphelenchoididae.